Molecule: messenger RNA, 3607 nt
Organism: Manacus vitellinus (golden-collared manakin)
Lineage: Eukaryota; Metazoa; Chordata; Aves; Passeriformes; Pipridae
Gene: HNRNPU
Product: heterogeneous nuclear ribonucleoprotein U
Exons: 13
Coding region: 34-1812 (592 amino acids)
Biological process (GO): regulation of alternative mRNA splicing, via spliceosome; positive regulation of transcription by RNA polymerase II; CRD-mediated mRNA stabilization
Cellular component (GO): membrane; nuclear speck; catalytic step 2 spliceosome
Molecular function (GO): transcription corepressor activity; RNA polymerase II C-terminal domain binding; TFIIH-class transcription factor complex binding
Source: RefSeq, a predicted model, not a curated record
UUAAUCAUUCAUUUUGUUACAGGAGAUGGUAAAAUGGAACAAAAACCUGGUGAGAAGAAGAGGGGAGUGAAAAGACCACGUGAGGACCAUGGCCGAGGAUAUUUUGAAUACAUUGAGGAAAAUAAGUAUAGCAGGGCCAAGUCCCCUCAACCACCUGUUGAAGAAGAAGAUGAACAUUUUGAUGACACAGUGGUUUGUCUUGAUACUUAUAACUGUGACCUGCAUUUUAAAAUCUCAAGAGACCGGUUUAGUGCUUCCUCUCUGACCAUGGAAAGCUUUGCUUUCCUUUGGGCUGGAGGGAGAGCUUCCUAUGGAGUUUCUAAAGGCAAAGUCUGCUUUGAGAUGAAGGUUACAGAAAAGAUUCCUGUUAAACACCUGUAUACAAAAGAUAUUGACAUACAUGAAGUGCGAGUUGGCUGGUCACUGAACACAAGCGGAAUGUUGCUUGGUGAAGAAGAAUUUUCUUAUGGGUAUUCUCUAAAAGGAAUAAAGACUUGCAAUUGUGAGACUGAAGACUUUGGUGAGAAGUUUGAUGAAAAUGAUGUGAUUGGAUGUUUUGCUAAUUUUGAUGGUGAUGAAGUGGAACUCUCAUAUUCCAAGAAUGGACAAGAGCUUGGUGUUGCAUUCAAAAUAAGCAAGGAAGUUCUUGAUGGACGACCACUCUUUCCACAUGUUCUCUGCCAUAACUGUGCAGUUGAGUUUAACUUUGGUCAGAAGGAGGAACCUUACUUUCCUGUUCCUGAAGAGUAUACCUUCAUCCAGAAGGUCCCCCUGGAGGAUAGGGUCCGAGGACCAAAGGGACCUGAGCAAAAGAAAGAUUGUGAGGUGGUGAUGAUGAUUGGUUUGCCUGGGGCUGGCAAGACUACGUGGGUUACCAAACAUGCAGCAGCAAAUCCCGGGAAGUACAACAUUCUUGGGACAAAUACUAUUAUGGACAAAAUGAUGGUUGCAGGUUUUAAGCGUCAGAUGGCAGACACUGGGAAACUUAACACACUGUUGCAGAGAGCUCCACAGUGUCUUGGGAAGUUCAUUGAGAUUGCAGCCCGUAAGAAGCGGAAUUUCAUUUUGGAUCAGACAAAUGUGUCUGCAGCUGCGCAGAGGAGAAAAAUGUGCCUGUUUGCAGGCUUCCAGCGCAAAGCAGUUGUUGUUUGCCCAAAAGAUGAAGACUACAAGCAAAGAACACAAAAGAAGGCAGAGGUGGAGGGAAAAGAUCUUCCAGAGCAUGCAGUUCUCAAAAUGAAAGGGAACUUCACACUGCCAGAGGUAGCAGAAUGUUUUGAUGAAAUAAUCUAUGUAGAGUUGCAAAAAGAAGAAGCUCAGAAGCUUUUGGAACAGUAUAAAGAAGAAAGUAAGAAAGCUCUUCCGCCAGAAAAGAAACAGAACACUGGCUCAAAGAAGAACAAGAAGAGCAAUAAAAAUCAAUUUAAUAGGGGUCAGAGAGGACGUGGAGGAUUCAACAUGCGGGGCAACUUCAGAGGAGGAGUCCCUGGCAAUCGUGGUGGAUACAACAGAAGGGGAGGCAACAUGCCUCAGCGAGGUGGUGGAGGUGGCGGUGGUGGCGGUGGCAGCAGCGGUGCGAUUGGUUACCCAUAUCCUCGCGGCCCUGUCUUUCCAAGCAGAGGUGGCUACUCAAACAGAGGAAACUAUAACAGAGGUGGAAUGCCCAACAGGGGGAACUACAACCAGAACUUCAGAGGAAGGGGAAAUAAUCGUGGCUACAAAAACCAAUCUCAGGGCUACAACCAGUGGCAGCAGGGUCAAUUCUGGGGUCAGAAGCCAUGGAGUCAGCAUUAUCACCAAGGAUAUUAUUGAAUACCCAAAUAAAUGAACUGAUACAUAUUUCUCCAAAACCUUCACAAGAAGUCGACUGUUUUCUUUAGUAGGCUAACUUUUUAAACAUUCCACAAGAGGAAGUGCCUGCGGGUUCCUUUUUUAGAAGCUUUGUGGGUUGAUUUUUUUCUUUUCUUUUUUUGUACAUUUUUAAUUGCAGUUUUAAAGUGAUUCGUAAGAGAACCUCAGCAUUGUGCACGAUAAGAGAAUGUGUCAGUAUUUCAGGGUUCUGCAUUUUAUCUGUAAAAUGUGACUUUUUUUUUACCACAACAAAAGUAAAACGUUGCUUUGUACCUGGUGUCUUUUUAUUAAAGAAUUUUCUCCUUUUUCCCCAUCCCCCAAUUUCUAAGAAACAGUCGUGAGUCAUGUCACAAUACAAUAGCAGUGUUAGCAACCAGAUUCGUACAGAGGCUUCUCAGUAGCCCUCAAAUACCAUGAGAUUAUGUAAAGCUCCAUAUUACACUCCAUCUUCUCUAUGAAGCUUUUGGGUUGGGAGGGGAGGAGGGGGAGGUAAAAGUUUCUGGCAAUAACUAGGACUUUUUUGUAACACUUGGAACUCUUCAGGAUGUUGGGGGCAAAGCAGAAACCUGGGGCUAAAUAGUGAAGGUGGAGUGUAUGUAGAAGCUCUUAAAGUUGUAAAACUCGGUUGCUUUAUUUGUGGAGGCUCAAACUUGUGAAGGUACAACACCAUAAUUUCUUUUCCAUUUGUUCUGCAUUUUGAUUCUGAAAAGAAGCUGGCUUUGCCCAUUUCUUAUUAAACAAAACUUGUUGUAAAUCCAGUUGUCUAAUGGGAUCUAUAUGAAGUUAGCUGUGUGUCUGUAUAACUUUCCCCACAAAAUACUGUAUACCUAGUGUGCUUGUAGUAGUUACUCCACCAUUUUGUAAGCUAAUGAAACUGUGAGUCACCCAUUUUAUAUCUUAAUUUUUAAUCAUGUCAAUUUUCAAAUGGGUGUAUCUCCUUAGCCUGCUGAUUCCUUUUCUCUUUAAAGAAGGUGGGUGGAGAAGUUUAACUCUAGACGUUUGUUUGCAAUAAAAUAAAUUCAUUUUACUCUUGUUUGGGAUUGUCACCAUCAAGGUCUAAAAUCCCUUUAAGGCUAUAAAGAGGAAGAGAAUGUAUGAAAGUGACGAUGUUGGACAGUUUUAAAACUCAUUGCUGUGUACAUGCUCAAAUACUUGUGUUUCUUUAAAAUCUAAACUGGUAGUCGCUCUGUUAGAGAUCUAUCACAUGUAUAAUUUCACAGUUUAACAUGGUUAUAUGUAUAGGGCAAAAGUCUUUGAGUUGGCUUGCAUCAUGUAAAUCCACUUAACCUCUUUAUUGUAAAAUAGACAUUAGGGAAGGGACUGGACAGGGAGUAGGAUGGGAAAGAGGCUUGUCAUGAAGUUUAACAGAGAGCUUCAAUUUGUUUUAAUUGCUAUUAUGUUCAGCUUUACGCUUCUGUAAAAUUGUAGUGGCAAUGUUAGCUGCUGACUUGUGUUUUAAUGCCAUGAGACAGGGGAGAGAUGUCACCUUUGUCAGUGGGACUCAGCAUACACGUGUGAGAACACGUGUCACUGCCGGCACUGGGGCGUUGGGCUGUGCUGGCCGAGUCCUCGUGGCAGCGUACAGCCUAGCAGAGGCUCCCUGGCAGCAGCCUAGAGCUGGAGUCUGUGUAGCGUGCUGCAAACUUCUCUCAAAUGUUAGUCAAUUUCUAGUAGUCUUCAGAAGUAAAGAUAAAGUUGUGUUGCUCUUCUAGCCUUUAUAGCAGAUGCAUAUUGACAUUAAACAUUAACAGCACCA